This is a messenger RNA of Aphanomyces invadans, 760 nucleotides long. RefSeq lists its product as hypothetical. The record is from RefSeq and is a predicted model, not a curated record. NCBI's taxonomy places the organism in Eukaryota, Oomycota, Saprolegniomycetes, Saprolegniales, Verrucalvaceae. The transcript is spliced from 2 exons. Bases 316 to 678 code for a protein of 120 amino acids.
CAAAAUUUCACGAACCACGCCGACGCGUUAGAGUCUGCGGCGCAUUCGAGACGACAACGACAUCCCCAGAACGACCAGAGAUCCUCGUCCAGGACGCAUGCAGCGCGGUGGAAAGGCACGGACGUUUUGACUUGAUGGUGGAAGGACGCGGAACAUGCUCUAUCAACGCUAAAGAUAGCGUCCAAGAUCACGGCGAGCAAUAUGGCGGCUGGUCAUCCAUCGAGUUGACGCUCUCGAUGGCGGGUUCCCAGUGGGGGGCAUUUGGCAUCCAAAGCGUCCACACGAGGAGCUCCACAGCGGCGUUGACGUCCCUCCAUGUCGCUUGUUAUGUUCGUCCAGACGAAGCUGUCACGUCAAGUAUCUACCCAUGCAUGGCACGGCGCGCGAGCGGAGUUUGCGUCGACGAUAGCGCCAGGUACUGACCACCUUCGAGUUCCCACGGCAGCGACUCGGUCAACGUCUUGGAUCUUCGUCUUGUUCGCCGCGUGUCUUUUGCUCGUGGGUGUAAUGGUUGCGUGGAAUCAUACAAACGCACGACGGCGCCUGACGUGCCGUCGGCGGACGCGCCAUGUCCGGACGAGAAUCCCCGUGGCCAAAUUGGUGGGAUACAGCAUCUUGCCGCCAGACAGCAGCGACAACCUACCGGCCCACGAAGACUACGUCUUGAUUGAGGUGUAACAAGCUGCUUCAGCACAUUGACACACACACACUUUGUUAUAUUCCAUUAAUAGAUCCACCCACUCGAUCGCGUCCCGUGAAA